AUGACAGGUCGCGAGUCCCAUCGCAUUAAAGAUGCCGAGAAGAAGCGUGUUCUGGAUGCCACCGCCCGACAAAGGCGGGCCCGCAAGGCUCUGGAGGCCCUGGAGCAGGACAACUUCCACGACGACCCCCACGCCGACCUGGUCAUGUCAAAGAAGCUGCCCAAGUUCCAGGACAACCUGAAGACCGGCAAGGAGAAGAAGGGCAAGCGCAAGGGCGCCGAGUAUUUUCGUGCCAAGUAUCGGAAGAAUUUCCAGCAGCUCCUUGAGGAGGACAAGGACAAGCGGCCAAACUACGAGAGUGCGUCGGCUCCGGCUCCACAGAAACCCGUCCGGCACUUCUGCGCAGUCUGUGGGGACUUCUCGCUCUACUCGUGCACCGCCUGCGGAACGCGAUACUGUCGGGUGAGGUGCCUCAAAACGCACCAGGACACGCGUUGCCUCAAGUGGACCGCCUAAAGAUGGUUGUAUCGUUAACAAUAAAUCAAAGCCUAGAAGUAAA
This is a messenger RNA of Drosophila ficusphila, 499 nucleotides long. RefSeq names its product zinc finger HIT domain-containing protein 1. The record is from RefSeq and is a predicted model, not a curated record. NCBI's taxonomy places the organism in Eukaryota, Metazoa, Arthropoda, Insecta, Diptera, Drosophilidae. The transcript has a single exon. Gene Ontology annotation, biological process: chromatin remodeling. Bases 1 to 456 code for a protein of 151 amino acids. Gene Ontology annotation, molecular function: nucleosome binding. Gene Ontology annotation, cellular component: Swr1 complex.